Molecule: messenger RNA, 922 nt
Organism: Ipomoea nil (Japanese morning glory)
Lineage: Eukaryota; Viridiplantae; Streptophyta; Magnoliopsida; Solanales; Convolvulaceae
Product: probable WRKY transcription factor 51
Exons: 3
Coding region: 191-847 (218 amino acids)
Biological process (GO): regulation of DNA-templated transcription
Molecular function (GO): DNA-binding transcription factor activity; sequence-specific DNA binding
Source: RefSeq, a predicted model, not a curated record
AUAAUGAAAAGGCCAAUUGAAGCUAGCUAGCAAGCACAACAUUAUAUUGUAGUAUGCUCUCACUUUUUUCUCUUCUCAAUACCCAAAGUCUUCGCUGCUUUUCUUUCAGUCUUCUUCCUGAUCUGAUAAGCUUUCUUAAUUCAGUAGCUUACUCUCUCUCUCUCUCUCUCUCAUCUUCAAUUCUCAGACCAUGUCUGCCCCUACUUUUCUUGAACCAAACCCUAAUCUUAAUUUCACUGCUCCUUUUUCCUCAAACAUAAUCCCAGAUUAUGAUUACUGUUAUCAAGAUUUAGAUUUGUUCUGUGCUGAUGAUGAUCAUAAUCUUUUUUCUGAUGAUUUUACAUCAUCUAAUGAUAAUACCUUUGGGUACCCAUCAUCUGAUCUGUCGCAAACUACUCCUGUUGUCUUGCCUGAGAAAAGCAAUAAUUCCACCACUGGAAGCUCAAGCUGCUCAUCUGAUGGAAUGCCAAUGAAUACCAAUUAUAUGCCAGUAAUGAAGUGCAAAAGGGAGAUGAAGAAAGGGCCAAAGAUGAAGGAGAAACAUGCGAUUGCCUUUAGAACAAGGACUGAUCUUGAGGUAUUGGAUGAUGGAUAUAAAUGGAGGAAAUAUGGGAAGAAGAAGGUCAAAAGUAACUCUUAUCCAAGGAACUACUACAAGUGUUCGAGUGGAGGAUGUAAGGUGAAAAAGAAGGUGGAAAGAGACCAAGAUGAUGCAAAAUAUUUGAUAACGACGUACGAAGGGGUACACAACCACGAAAAUUUAUAUGUAAUAUACUAUCAAGGAAUGCCUGCAACUCUUGCAAGCAAUGGCCUCUCUCUCCCACCAGCUUCACUACAGCCUUAUUGAUGGAGGUAGCUAAGACUGAGCCAUGGAAGCUAAGCUAGAGACUAUGCUUCUCUACGUAAUUCUCUGUUUAUACAU